GGUGGCUCGGUGUUCCCUUCUUCGUCGCAACUCGCAAGCACUGAAGCUCCGUCUUCUUGGCUUUCGAUUUUCUUUCUUCGUAAUCGGCCAGUUCGCAAGCGCAAAACGCAGGCUCACGCUCAAUUGGAAUGCUAGAUCCGGCCGUGUCUGGAUCUCCUAGCGACCUAGACGCUGGAGAUACAAAGACACGAGUGGUCCUCACCUUCUCCCAGCCGAAGAAGACAGAAAACAAAGUUGAGGUUGAAGUUGAAUCAAGCUACAGCUAAACUCUGGAAUGCAAAGUUCACCACAAAAUCUGCUUCUACUUCUGCAACAUUUCCUUAGCCAUGCCAAACAAGUGAAGCAGAUCCACUGCCAUCUCACCACCGCAGCACACCUCAGCUGUACAACUGAAUGGGCCAAUACCCUCCUCUACAACACCCUGAUACGUGCAUACCUAGGGUUUGCACAACCCACCACCACUCUCAUCCUCUUCACCCACAUGCUUGCCCAUCAAGCCCCACCCAACAGUCACACCUUCCCUUCGCUCACAAAAGCCGUCUCUCUCCUCCGAACCAAUUGGACUCCUCUUCUCAGCAGACCCCUUCAUGCUCAAGCCCUCAAGCGUGGGGCAUCUUCUGACCCUUUUGUACAGACUUCAUUCCUUGGGAUGUACUCAUUGUUGGGUCAGCUGGGAAGUGCAUGCAAAGUUUUUUAUGAAGUUCUGGAACCAUGUGUUGUGGCUUAUAAUGCUAUGCUUGACGCGUGUGGGAAGAAUGGGAAUAUGGGUCUGGCCAUUUUAACUUUUUCUACCAUGCAAGAAAGAGACAUUUGUUCUUGGACGAGCAUGAUCAACGGGUACGCGAUAAAUGAGUGCUUUGAGGAGGCCGUGAAGUUUUUCAAGAAAAUGAUGUCCCAUGAUGAUGUAAUUGAUGGCUCAUUGAAACCCAAUGAGGCCACUUUCGUUAUCGUUUUAUCAUCAUGCGCCAACAUAGAUAACACCUCAACAUUGUAUCAAGGUAAGCAAGUUCACGGUUAUAUGGUAAAGAACGUGGAGUUGAGCAAAUUCAUGGCAACUGCGUUGAUAUCUUUCUAUGGGAGAUUGGGAUGUUUGAAUUAUGCAAAGAAAGUAUUUGACUCGCUAAAGGUCAAAGAAGUAUGCACAUGGAAUGCUAUGAUCUCGGCCUUUGCUAUGAACAGCAGAGAUGAUCAAGCUCUGGAUACAUACGAGACAAUGAAGUCUAAGGGGACGAAACCAAAUGAGGUAACCUUAGUUGCGGUUCUUUCUGCUUGUGCACAUGCAAAACUUGUGGAAUUUGGUUUGGAAGUUUUCGAUGCAAUGUCCGAAGAACUUAAGGUUGAACCUAAGAUGGAACACUAUGGUUGCAUUGUGGAUCUCUUAGGAAGGGCUGGUCAUGUGAAAGAGGCGUACGAGUUUGUAAAAAAGAUGCCUUUUGAAGCGGAUGCCUCUGUUUUGGGAGCUCUUUUAGGAGCCUGUAAGGUUCAUGGACAGGUUGAGAUGGGAAAUGAAGUGGGGAAACUGUUGCUGAACUUGCAACCAAAGAAGUGUGCAAGAUAUGUGUUGUUGUCAAGUAUUUAUGCCGGGGCUGAGAGAUGGGAUCAUGCUGCUGCCUUGCGAAGAGAAAUGGUUGAUGCCAGGAUUGAGAAAAUUCCUGCUUAUAGUGUGAUUCACUGAGGAUGCGGGUUUGCCCUUAUAUCUGCAAAGUAUUUGGGUUUGGAGAUUUUUAAACAUGAAGGCCAAAAGUUGAAAACAUAGUUGAGGGAUCAAAAUGGGUAUGAACCCUUUUAAAGUUUUAUAUUAACGUCUCCAAACUCUAUCAGUAGGCUGAAUAUGGCUUUUAAGGCAAAUCCUGUCAAAUAACAGGGACCAUCAUGAGAAAGUCAGGUGGUGAGGUGGAUGCACUUUUACUUCGAGUGGUAGAUGCAACUUAGAAGAAUUUGGGCAAGGAAGGAAUUAGGAAACUUGGGUGGAUUAAUUGGAAAUGGUAUGGGCUGUGGUGGGCCUGCGGUGGAAGGGGAAAUUCUCGAGAAAACCCCUAUUCCUUCUUAACUUUGAAAGGAAUAAUUUUUUGUUUUCAGAAUGAUCGUUUCAGCAGAAGAGCAAAGAGAUGAAGAGGCCAGGUGAAUUGUCAACCCCAUAAGUGUCUUUUUUCUUACUCCAUUUAUGCUUGGUGUUAUUCUCAUGAGGGCCUUGAGUCCUUGACUAAUGAUGUAAUAUUGGAGGUUUAUCUGCAGUACCAAAAGAGUUUGCUAGUUUUUGAGUGAGUAGAGUUGUGGCUCUUAAUACGGACUAGUUUUUGUGCUCAUAUCUGCCACGAGAAUUCUUUUGGAUUCAAAAUGGUAAUUAAAUAGAGUCUAGUUAAUAUUAAUUGAAUAAAAA
This is a messenger RNA of Cuscuta europaea, 2380 nucleotides long. Lineage: Eukaryota; Viridiplantae; Streptophyta; Magnoliopsida; Solanales; Convolvulaceae. The record is from the annotation of a GenBank genome assembly.